Molecule: messenger RNA, 3333 nt
Organism: Silurus meridionalis
Lineage: Eukaryota; Metazoa; Chordata; Actinopteri; Siluriformes; Siluridae
Gene: kdm7ab
Product: lysine (K)-specific demethylase 7Ab
Biological process (GO): protein demethylation; regulation of transcription by RNA polymerase II
Molecular function (GO): transcription coregulator activity; histone demethylase activity
Source: RefSeq, a predicted model, not a curated record
CUCUCUCUCUCUCUCUCUCUCUCUCUCUGCGUGAAUUUUCUUUUCUCUUUUUUUCUGUUUAAAGGCCACUUCCGCGUCAUUAAAGCUGAAGCCCCGCCCAGUCUCCGCCCACUGCUGUGUUUCCCUCCUCCAGACACGGCGUUGUUUAGGGGACAGGCGCACGGAGGCUCGGAGGCUCUCGCUCGGCCAGCAGGCGCACGGAGGCUCGCGGUGUCGGUGUGAAGAUGGCGGCGGCUCCGCUGUACUGCGUCUGCCGGCAGCCGUACGACGUGAACCGCUUCAUGAUCGAGUGCGACAUCUGUAAGGACUGGUUUCACGGCAGCUGCGUUCGAGUCGAAGAACACCAUGCGGUGGACAUUGACGUUUAUCACUGCCCCAACUGUGAAGUUCUGCACGGACCCUCCCUGAUGAAGAAGCGGAGGAACUUCCACAGACACGACUACACGGAGCCGGACGACGGCAGCAAGCCCGUGCAAGCUGGGACCCUGGUGUUUGUGCGGCAGCUGCAGGAGAGGACCUUCGCUAGUGCCGACGAGGUCCUGGUGGAGAUGCAGGGGAGCCAGGUGACGCAGCGCUACCUGGAGAGGCACGGCUUCCGUUACCCCAUCGCCGUGACUCAGAACGAGGGGCUUGGACUCCAGCUUCCAUCCCCAGACUUCACUGUGAAAGACGUGGAACAAUACGUUGGGGGCGACAAAGUGAUAGACGUUAUCGACGUCGCGCGGCAAGCAGACAGCAAGAUGAAGCUGAAAGAGUUCGUCAAGUAUUACUACAGCCGUCAGCGGCCGAAGGUGCUCAACGUCAUCAGCCUUGAGUUUUCCGACACCAAGAUGUCCGAGCUUGUGGUGGUCCCUGACAUUGCACAGAAGAUGUCCUGGGUGGAGAACUACUGGCCUGAUGACUCCUACUUCCCCAAACCCUUUGUACAGAAGUACUGCCUGAUGGGGGUGAAGGGCAGCUACACGGACUUCCACAUCGACUUCGGGGGCACAUCGGUGUGGUACCACGUGCUCUGGGGGGAGAAGGUCUUUUACUUGAUCAAGCCGACCCCGGCGAACCUCGCGCUGUACGAGGAGUGGAGCUCGUCGCCCAACCAGAGCGAGAUGUUCUUCGGCGAGAAAGUGGACAAGUGCUACAAGUGCGUCGUUCGCCCAGGAACCACCCUGUUCAUCCCCACAGGAUGGAUCCAUGGAGUUCUGACCUCUGAGGAUUGCAUGGCAUUCGGAGGGAACUUUCUCCAUAACCUUAACAUCGGCAUGCAGCUCAGGUGUUAUGAGAUGGAGCGGCGGCUGAAGACUCCCGAUCUCUUUAAGUUUCCGUAUUUUGAGGCUAUUUGCUGGUAUGUGGCCAAGAACCUCUUGGAGACCCUCAAAGAGCUGCGAGAAGAUAACUGCCUGCCUCCUGACUACUUGACUAAAGGAGUGAAAGCUUUAAUUACUGCACUGAAGACCUGGAUAAGGAGAGAGGUCACCGAGCCAGCCAGUGAAGUUCCCGAUCAUAUCCGACCCAACCAUCUCAUUAAGGAGCUCACCAAGGAAAUCCGUCACGUUGAGGAGGAUCAGAGCGGAAAUGCUGGGAGCAAGCCUGUGAAAUGGUGUUUUCACGAGAGGGGCUCCCACAUUCGCAAGAACGGUAGAAAGCUUCGGCAUCACCACCACCAUCACCACCACCAAAACCACCACCAUCACCACGCUCACGUACCGAAACCUCCAUCGAACCUGGACAUCUUCGAGCAUCACACUCAGGAGGUCCUGAAGAGACUGGAGACGAGACGCUUUGAGGAUGAUUCUUCUUUCAAUCUGAAGGUCAAGUUCAACAAGGUGUCCACGGCCUCAGCCGCAGCUGCUGAGAGUAAACUGGACAACCACCUGCGUCUGGUGAUGUGCAACGGACGCAUUAUGAGAGACGACAGGUGUCAUGUCCGGAAAAAGAACUUGUCUGCCAAAGAGGAAGCAGAUGACCACAAGAGGUACAUGUUGAAGGUACAUGUGAAGGAGGAGGAAACGGAGCAGGUGAUGGAGGAGAAGAAGCUGAGCUGUGCAGCAGAGCUGUGUAAGUUCGAGAGCUCAGAUCUCAGGAACGAUGCAUUAGGAUGCGGCAGAGAUUUGUCAGACUGUAAGGCAGAGGGGCGUUACGCUACACAGCAGUCAUCAAGAGAAAACUCUGAGAGCUCAUCGAACGAGGAAGAGGAGGAAACACAGAUAGAGGAAGUGGUAAGAAAGAAGCUCAUUUCAGGCCAAGGUGCAACAAGCGAGUGCAACUUCAGCAGCGCUACAGAUUCCACCCACGCCAUCCAGCAGCUCGGACACCACAACAAACCUCGUAAAAGAGAGCCUUCUACCUCACUGACUGCAGAGGAAGACGCUAUUCAGGGCAUGUUGACGAUGGCAGGCCUGCUGUACCCUCACCCAUCAGAGGAGGGCACCAACUCGCAGGAGUCCUGGUGGUCCUGUAAUACCCACCCUUCUCCUGAUUACAACGAGAAGGAAGCUGGGUCCGGAGAGGAGAACCCUGAUUCGGACAGCAACUCUACAUUUAGCAGUCAGGACGAGCGGCAGAUGCUGAAGCACCGUGGCAGGGAGAAGUGGACCGACCGGAACCAGAGGUUACAGGACAGCCAGAGCUUCAUGGACAGUCAGGGCAGUAGCAACAGCAGCGACGCCUGGGGCAGCCACACUCUCACCCAGGGAGAAGAAAGCCCAGAGUCACACUAUCAGUACUGUGAGACUUCACUUUCCCCGCUUCUGCAUCCGACAAAAAGACCUGCUACAAAUCCUCCACCUGUUAGCAACCAGGCCACCAAAGGUAAACGGCCCAAGAAAGGCAUGGCCACGGCGAAACAAAGACUGGGAAAAAUUCUCAAGCUAAACAGACAUAAACCGUUCUUCGUGUAGCACCGACGGAGAAAGAGAGAGAUGGAGAGAGAGACGUAUGUCUGUGAGGGUGACCAGGGUAUUUAAAGAGCACAGCUUCCAAACACUGAACAGGUCAGAAGCAUGACAUGAGCAUCACAGGAAGCAUUUCAUGACCGGGUUCAAAAGGAACAGAUGGAACCCGAAGAUGCUAAACGUCCUGGAAGGCUUCCAUUCCUGCUCUUAACGAGCCACGUCCUCUUUUUUUUUUGGAUGUUUCCAGGUGGUGUGCAAGCGAUGAGACGAUUUUCCUAAAUCGAGUCGGUGUCUUGAGGUAGAGGCACCGUGAUAAAAACGCCCUCAGCUUCCUCUUUUCCUUCGUGACUAUUUAGCAGGUCAUGACAGACCGCUCAGGGGCUUCAAUCAGGAAACCCCCCUCAAUAAUAACAAAAAAUAAAUAAAUAAUUUCUUACGAUUUUUA